CCUUACCGUCGAGAGCAAAUCAACGCGAUGGCGGAACCACAGAUUGCGUAUGCGCAAGACGAGUACGGACGCCCGUUCAUCGUCGUGCGCGAGCAGGGCAAAAAGACGCGGGCGCAGGGGAUCCAGGCGCUCAAGAACCACAUCUCGGCCGCGCGGACGGUUGCGCAGAUCGUCCGGACCUCGCUGGGUCCCCGGGGCCUGGACAAGAUCCUGAUUAGCCCCGACGGCGAUAUCCAGGUGACCAAUGACGGCGCGACAAUCAUGCAGAACAUGGAGCUUGAGAACCAGAUUGCACGGCUGAUGGUGCAGCUCUCGUCGAGUCAAGACGACGAGAUUGGAGAUGGCACGACCGGCGUCGUUGUUCUUGCUGGUGCACUUCUGGAGCAGUCGGAGUCGCUGCUCGACCGUGGCAUUCACCCAAUUCGAAUUGCCGACGGCUUCGAGCGUGCCUGCACGGUCGCUGUCCAGGCGCUCGAAAAAGUCGCUGACAGAGUCGAGUUCAGCCUGGGGGCGGGAAACCAGGAGGAGCUCCUCAAGACGGCCAAGACGUCGCUGGGAUCCAAGAUUGUCUCCAAGGCGUCGGAUCUCUUUGCGAGAAUCGCCGUCGACUCGGUUCUCUCCGUCGCGGACCUCGAGAGGAAGGACGUCGACUUCGAGCUCAUCAAGGUCGACGGAAAGGUGGGAGGCUCGCUCGAGGACACGACUCUCGUCAAGGGCGUCGUCAUUGACAAGGACUUUUCGCACCCGCAAAUGCCGCGAGAGGUUCGGGACGCAAAGAUUGCCAUUCUGACGUGCCCCUUUGAGCCGCCGAGGCCCAAGACAAAGCACAAGCUUGACAUCAACAGCGUCGAAGAGUACAAGAAGCUGCAGGAGUACGAGAAAAAGACGUUUGAGGACAUGAUCCGUCGAGUCAAGGAGUGUGGCGCAAACCUCGUCAUUUGCCAGUGGGGCUUUGACGACGAGGCAAACCACUUGCUGUUGCAGCACGACUUGCCCGCCGUCAGAUGGGUUGGCGGGCCAGAGAUUGAGCUCAUUGCCAUCGCAACAAACGGCAGAAUCGUGCCGAGGUUCGAGGACCUCAGCCCGGACAAGUUGGGCACCGCAGGCCUCGUCAAGGAGGUCGGCUUCGGCACAACGAGGGACAAGAUGCUCAUCAUUGAAGAGUGCGCAAAUCCGAGGGCUGUCACCGUCUUUGUCCGUGGCUCCAACAAGAUGAUCAUCGACGAGGCCAAGCGCGCGCUGCACGAUGCCAUCUGCGUCGUCCGAAACUUGGUCCGAGACAACCGAGUCGUUUACGGUGGUGGAGCUGCUGAAAUCGUGGGCAGUAUUGCUGUCGCCAAGGCUGCUGAUGAGAUUGCUACGCUGGAGCAGUACGCUAUGCGCGCAUUUGCCUCGGCACUCGACGCGAUUCCGUUGGCCUUGGCCGAGAACAGCGGCUACUCGCCCAUCGAGACGCUGGCAGAGGUCAAGAGUCGGCAAGUCAAUGAGGGUGACCCCAAGCUUGGCAUUGACUGCAUGGGCUCGGGCGACAACGACAUGAAGAGGUGCAGAGUGUUCGACCCAAUGGUCAGCAAGAGGCAGCAACUUCUCCUCGCUACCCAGCUUGUCAGGGCUGUUCUCAAGAUCGACGACGUCAUUGAGCAGCACAAUGUCGAUGGGGAGUGAAUGGAGCACUAGAUCUGCUUAGAGGCAAAUGAUGAAAAUGAUUGAUAUUCUCUUG
Molecule: messenger RNA, 1720 nt
Organism: Acaromyces ingoldii
Lineage: Eukaryota; Fungi; Basidiomycota; Exobasidiomycetes; Exobasidiales; Cryptobasidiaceae
Product: putative t-complex-type molecular chaperone, epsilon subunit
Exons: 3
Coding region: 28-1665 (545 amino acids)
Biological process (GO): protein folding
Cellular component (GO): chaperonin-containing T-complex
Molecular function (GO): ATP-dependent protein folding chaperone; ATP hydrolysis activity; ATP binding
Source: RefSeq, a predicted model, not a curated record